Messenger RNA from Sordaria macrospora k-hell, 954 nucleotides. RefSeq lists its product as uncharacterized. Gene Ontology annotation, molecular function: nicotinamide-nucleotide adenylyltransferase activity; nicotinate-nucleotide adenylyltransferase activity. The record is from RefSeq and is a predicted model, not a curated record. Gene Ontology annotation, biological process: NAD+ biosynthetic process. NCBI's taxonomy places the organism in Eukaryota, Fungi, Ascomycota, Sordariomycetes, Sordariales, Sordariaceae.
AUGUCUUCCCAACCUUCGACGGGCAUGGCGACUCCCGUUACCUAUCCCCCUCCCGAGCAAGCCUCGACCGGCAACACCAUGGUGCCUUAUACCUUUCCCCAAGCCAAGCUCAAGCUCCGGCAAACACAGCCUGGAAGGACACCCUUGGUCCUUGUAGCUUGCGGUUCUUUCUCCCCCAUCACGUUCCUCCACCUUCGCAUGUUCGAGAUGGCCUCCGACUUUGUCCGAUUCAACACCAGCUUCGAAGUCUGCGGCGGCUACCUCUCCCCUGUCAGCGACGCCUACAAGAAAGCUGGCCUUGCGCCCGGUCACCAUCGCGUAGAGAUGUGCUCUCGCGCCGUCGAGCAAUCAUCCUGGCUGAUGGUCGACCCCUAUGAGACGGUCACUUGCGACGAAAACGGCGAGCCUGCUUAUGUGCCAACAGCGCGUGUGCUUCGACACUUUGACCACGAGAUCAACACCGUGCUGGGCGGCAUUGAGGGCACCGAUGGUGUGCGGAGGAAGGCCAAGAUUUCGCUUCUUGCGGGUGCGGAUUUGGUCAUGUCAAUGGGAGAGCCCGGGCUUUGGUCGCCGGUCGACUUGGGAGUCAUCCUCGGCCAGUACGGCGCCUUCAUCAUUGAGCGCUCGGGAACCGAUAUCGACGAGGCGCUUGCUACGCUGAGGCAGUACGAAGAUAAUAUCUGGGUCAUCAGCCAAGUGAUACAAAAUGACAUCAGCUCCACCAAAGUCCGUCUUUUCUUGAAGAAAGAUCUGAGCGUGCGAUAUCUCAUUCCGGAUCCUGUUGUUGAGUAUAUCGAAGAACACGGCUUGUUCCAAGACGAACAAUCCAGCAAGAAGAAGAACAACGACUCCUCAUCAACAGGAGGCAAGGACAAGGAGAAGGAGAAGCCAACAACCGCUGACGGGACAAAUACGCCCUCAAGCUCGACUGAACAAACGACACAACAGAGCUAG